UUUGAUUCAAUAACGUGUGGAGUCCACCACAUUCAAUGGACCAACGUACGCAAUUCAAAGCUCACCUACGACAUUCUUUGAUCAUUAUUCCUCCCGUCUGACUGUUUAAUUGGUGUAAAAAGCAAAACAUAGCUUGCACUUACCUCCCUUUGCUCUGCUCUUUGCAAUCACCUUCCUUCAUUUCCUUUCAUUUCUUUCAUUACAAACCAGAGAAAACAUGGCCGAGGCCUUAGUGGGAGGAGCGUUUCUCUCCGCCUUCCUCCAAGUGUUAUUUGACAGAAUGGCGUCUCGCAAGUUCAUUGACUUCUUUCGGGAGCAAAAAGUCACCGAUGGACUCUUAGAAAAGUUGGAGACAACGUUGCGGUCCGUGAAUGCAGUGCUCGAAGACGCGGAGGAGAAGCAAGUUACAAAACCUGAUGUUGCCAAGUGGCUCGAUGACCUGAAAGAUGCUGUGUAUCAUGCAGACGACAUCUUGGAUGAGAUUGCUACUAAAGCCUUGCGCCUCGAGGUGGAUGCUGCAAGUAAGGUACGAACCCGAAUCUCUACUUCUUCCUUUUUCAGGAAGAUAGAACCAAAGAUUAAAGAUGUACACGAAAGAUUGGAAUUUCUAGCGAAACAAAAAAAGCAUAUGGGUUUGAGAGAAGGUGUUGGAGGAGAAUCAUCAAAAAGAUUGCCCACGACUUCUUUGGUCCAAGAAUCUGAUAUUUUGGGUAGGAAUGAUGAUAAAGAGACAAUAGUUAACUUGUUGCUCUCGGAUGACGCAAAUGGAGGUGAGAUGCGUGUGAUUCCCAUAGUGGGAAUGGGGGGAGUUGGCAAGACCACCCUUGCUCAAAUUGUAUACAAGGACAAGAGGGUGAAGGAGCAUUUUGAGCUUAAGGCAUGGGUAUGUGUUUCGGAUGAGUUUGACGUGUUCAGGGUAACUAAAACAGUUCUAGAGGCAGUGACUUCGUCAACUUGUGGUAUCAAAGAUCUAAAUCUUCUUCAAGUUACACUACAAGAGAAAUUGAUGGGGAAGAAAUUCCUAUUUGUUUUAGAUGAUGUAUGGAAUGAGAAUUCUGAUUAUUGGGAUGCCUUAAGCCGUCCAUUUAAAUCUGGGGCAAUAGGAAGUGCAAUCAUUGUAACAACACGCAAUGAAGGUGUUGCAUCAAUCAUGCGCACAAUUCCAACUCAUCAUCUAAAGAUGUUACUGGAAGAAGAUUGUUGGUCACUAUUUGCAAAACAUGCAUUCCAUGAUUAUAACUCUGAUGCACAUCCAAAGCUAGAAGUAAUAGGUAGGCAAAUAGUGAAAAAGUGUAAAGGUCUACCUCUAGCGGCCAAGACAAUUGGGGGUCUCUUACGAUUUAAACUAGAUGUUAAUGAGUGGGAGAAGAUACUAAUAAGCGAAUUAUGGGAUUCGCCAAUAAACAAGACAAACAUUCUUCCAGCUUUAAGAUUAAGUUACAAAUAUCUCCCCUCUCAUUUAAAGCAAUGUUUUGCUUAUUGUUCAAUGUUUCCUAAAGAUUAUGCUUUAAAAAAAGAUCAAGUGGUCUUAUUAUGGAUGGCAGAAGGUUUCCUAGAAGAAACCAAAAAUAAACCAAUGGAAGAAAUUGGUCAUGAAUACUUCCUUGAUCUAGCAUCAAGAUCGUUGUUUGAGCAAUCAAGUGAUGAUAAAUCAGGUUUUGUAAUGCAUGAUCUUGUCAACGACUUGGCAACUUUUGUAUCUGGACAAUUUACCUUUAGAUUGGAGGAUGACCAUUCUCAGGAAAUUGUGGACAAGACUCGCCAUUUUUCGUAUGUUCGAAGAAGAAGAUAUGAUAACUUUAAGAAGUUUGAGUCUCUUUGCGAGACUACUCGAUUGCACACAUUCCUACCAUUGAAGUUGUCACCAGGCUACAAUUUCUUCUUCUUAACUAAAAGAGUACCGCUUGAUUUAUUGCCAAAGCUAAGAUGCUUGCGCGUGCUCUCUCUAUCUCACUAUCAAAAUAUGACUGAGUUGCCUGAAUCAAUUGACAAAAUUAAGCAUCUACGUUAUUUGAACCUUUCUUCCACAGCAAUUAAAAGGUUGUCUAAUUCCAUAUGUAAGUUGUGCAAUUUGCAAACAUUGAAUCUAUCAGGUUGUAAAGAUUUUUCUGUAUUGCCAAGAGAGAUGUGAAAACUCAGUAACUUACGUCAUCUUGAUAUCAACGGAACUGCCAUAAAAGAGAUGCCAAUGCAGCUGGGUAGACUAAAAUGUCUACAAACAUUAACUAAAUUUAUCGUCAGCAAACAUAGUGGGUCUUCCAUUGAAGAGUUGGGGAAUCUUACAAAUCUUCGAGGAAAGCUUUCUAUUUUAGAGCUCCAAAACAUUGGAUCUCCUACGGAUGCUCUGAGAGCAUGCUUGAAAGAUAGGAAGUACCUUGAGGAGUUGGUGUUGGAAUGGA
This is a messenger RNA of Alnus glutinosa, 2399 nucleotides long. Its product is annotated as putative disease resistance RPP13-like protein 1. Gene Ontology annotation, molecular function: ADP binding. Gene Ontology annotation, biological process: defense response to other organism. The transcript has a single exon. The record is from RefSeq and is a predicted model, not a curated record. The coding region runs from base 218 to 2131 and encodes 637 amino acids. NCBI's taxonomy places the organism in Eukaryota, Viridiplantae, Streptophyta, Magnoliopsida, Fagales, Betulaceae.